This is a messenger RNA of Fusarium oxysporum Fo47, 1101 nucleotides long. Its product is annotated as kinase-like domain-containing protein. Gene Ontology annotation, biological process: intracellular monoatomic cation homeostasis; intracellular signal transduction; protein phosphorylation. The coding region runs from base 1 to 1101 and encodes 366 amino acids. NCBI's taxonomy places the organism in Eukaryota, Fungi, Ascomycota, Sordariomycetes, Hypocreales, Nectriaceae. Gene Ontology annotation, molecular function: ATP binding; protein serine/threonine kinase activity. The record is from RefSeq and is a predicted model, not a curated record. The transcript is spliced from 2 exons.
AUGCCGCUGCAGGGACUUGCCGUCUUGCCAGAGCCACAAGGUGGUCAUGAGCAUCACAUAGGCUCUAAUCAGACGAAGAGACGCGCAUUAAGGCCAUGGAGCAAUUUAUUGAGCAUAUGGCGAGGGCAGGUGCGCAUGCCGUUGCUGGUAUUGAGUCAGUGGAACUCUAAUAAACAGAACACGGUACAGCUUACAUCCAAGAAGCAAGGCUGGCGCGACUCGUCGGCAACACUGGUAGAGAGAUAUGGCAAGUGUCGGGAAAUAGUGAGCUGGGGGAAGUUCGGCAUCGUGUUCGUCUCGUGCAAGAAAAAGGAUAAUGGCGCAGGCGAAGAACUAUAUGCAGUCAAAAUGUUCAGGCGCCAGCCGAAGGAGACAGAACGAAUGUGCAUAAGACGUUCGACGGCUGAGUUUUGUGUUUCAAGCGCGCUAUGGCAUCCAAAUGUAAUAGGCACGCUCGAUUUGCUUGAGAACGAAAGAGGUAACUACUGCGAAGUAAUGGAGUUCUGCUCUGGUGGCGACUUGCAUAACUUGAUGCGUUCGGUGGGCAAGUUGAAGUGGCAGGAAGCGGACUGCUUCUUCAAACAGAUGAUACGCGGCGUCGAGUAUAUACAUAAGAUGGGAGUCGCACAUCUCGACCUUAACCCUAAGAAUUUUCUACUCACAGGCGAUGGCUUGCUAAAGAUCAGUGGCUUUGGCCGCAGCGAAUGUGUCCGCCUUGCUUGGGAGAAUGAUGCUCACAUGGUUUCUGGGAUCCGUGGCUCGGGUCCGUAUAUCGCUCCUGAAGAAUAUACCGAUGGAGAGUUUGAUGGUCAUGCAGUGGAUAUCUGGGCUUGUGGGAUUGUCUACAUGGCCAUGAUCACGGGUUGUCCCCUGUGGCGCACCGCGAAGAAAAGCGAGGAUUCAUCCUACGCACGAUACCUGAAGGAACGCCGGCAGCAGGAGGGUUUUAGCCCAAUCGAGUCCUUACCCCGAUUACACAAUCGAAAUACCAUAUAUUGCCUCUUGGACCCCAAUCCGUCCAGCCGGCCUACGGCAUCACAUGUAUUGAGAUCCGAAUGGGGACAGGAGAUCAAACUUUGCAAGGCUAACGAGUGUUUUUGA